Messenger RNA from Aspergillus heteromorphus CBS 117.55, 7842 nucleotides. Its product is annotated as putative HEAT repeat protein (DRIM). The transcript is spliced from 2 exons. NCBI's taxonomy places the organism in Eukaryota, Fungi, Ascomycota, Eurotiomycetes, Eurotiales, Aspergillaceae. Gene Ontology annotation, cellular component: small-subunit processome; nucleolus; 90S preribosome. Bases 1 to 7842 code for a protein of 2613 amino acids. The record is from RefSeq and is a predicted model, not a curated record.
AUGGUUGCAGCGUCGUCGGCUCCACGGGCCAAGGCGUCCGUGAAGCGCGUCAAGGGAGGAACAGAGACAACCAAGUCGCAUCGAUUCGAGCCGUUUUCCCAGCGUGUCGCAAAGUUGAAGAUCGAUCCCAUCCACCGCGUGCGCCGACCCAGUUUCGGCGAAGAAGGCGAUGAUACCUCGUCUUAUUUCCGAUCGGCCUUCGAGCACUGGUCCGAGCUGAACCUGUCCGAUAAUUUCGCCCAAUUCGUCCGCCGAGUGAACCCGCUGUGCGAGAGUCUGGCCCAGAUCCUGUACCACGAGGAGAAGAUUAUGAACCUGCUGGUGGAGUACAUCGAGAAGAGGGACCAGCUGUCGAUCGAGCCGCUCCUGGGGCUUCUGUCUCAGUUUGCGCGCGAUCUAGGCGUCAAGUUCGAGAAGCAUUUCGCGACCGCGGUCACCUUGGUGGCGUCCGUGGCCGCUGGCCAUCCCGAUGUCGAGGUCGUCGAAUGGAGCUUCACCUGUCUCGCAUGGAUCUUCAAAUUCCUGUCGCGCCUGUUGGUGCCGGAUCUCCGACAGCUCCUGGGAAUCAUGACGCCCUACCUCGGAAAAGAGCGACAGAAGGGAUUCGUUGCCCGUUUCGCCGCUGAGUCGAUGUCUUUCCUCAUCCGCAAGGCUGGCCUGGUAUACUAUAAGAACAAGGUUCCCCUUCAGCGGGCUGUAUCUUUCUUGCUGGAGGACUUGCGCCACGCGGCUGAGGCGUCCAAGAGUGUGGAAAUCUACAAGGAGGGGCUCAUGGCUAUGUUCUCAGAUGCCAUUAAGGGUGUCAAGUACGGCAUCCACUCCAACGGAACCGAUAUCCUCAGCUGUGUUCUUGAACAUAUCGCCACUGGCGAUGAUCUCCAGAGCAGUCUGGCACUGGAGGUUGCGAGCGGAUUGGUAGUGAACGUCAUGCACAACACCACCGCCGAGACUUUCGAGCCUAUCCUGGACACCAUACGGCUGUACAUUGAGACAAGCUGCCGUAAAAGUGAGAAGCAGCAUGCUACGGCGUGCUGUCGACUGAUUUUCCUGUGUAUCACUACUCGGAAGGGAACGCGUGUGCAGAAUUGGAAACCAGUCCAUCAGACACUACUUCUGCUGCUCCAGACUACCGCAGCUGCGCCGGAUACAUAUGCUCAGACUACGCCACAACUUCUGACCGCAGUUGCUUAUGCGCUCCAGGUUUCGCCUAUGGAUGAGAUGCUGCCCUUUAUGCGCUCGAUCAUGGAUGCCGUAACGAAGGACGAACUCGCCACUCACUUUCUUGCAUUCUGCGCUACGUUCUCAGAAUGGGGACCGGAACGGUUCCACAGUGUUGUACUUCCCUACUUCCAAAAGUUUGUCAGCACUUCAUGGAAAGAGCAUGAAUACGAGCUCUGCUUGGCCAUGCUCCGGUUAAACCAGACUGGCUGCAUAACAUCCGAAGCCUCUAAGCCUGGCUACAUCACAUGCCCACCUUCCUGGAAAUCUCGAGUCAAGGAUACAUUCAACAAGCCCGAUCACAGCGCCACCGAAGUGUCCCUUCUCAGUGCAUACUCAAAGCUCCCCAGCGCUUUGUCGUUAUCAACGGAGCCGUCUCUUAUCCCUGAUAUGACCUGCAUCCUUCAUGAUCAUUUGAUCAGCGUCCUUGAAAACAAGAAUACUGAUCCGACUGCUACUACAAAGUUCUUCUUGGGCCAGGGUUUCAAGACCUAUGUUGAACUUGCCACUCGCUCUGGGGACAUUGACUCGAAGCUCUGGGAUCGGAUCAGUAAGGUGGCUGCUCAAUACUCCCGUCUUCCGGUCUUCCUUGAAGCCACAUUGGCCUACCUCUCAGGAAACAAGGACAUCGACCUCAAGAACUCGACCAUCGAAGACUUCGCGGAAGUCCUGAUCUCCAACCUUAGUGGGCCUUCUCACAAGCUGCGCCUCUUGUCGUUGAGAAUCUUGCGGGAACUCGUCCAGGCUUCCGGCGAAGAUGCCGACCUUAUCUCCCUGGCCAUUGAAAUCGAAGAAAGCGAAUUGACUUUGCAAAGCGCUAGGGUCCUUUCGAUGCAUGUGCGCAAGCUUGCAUUGUCUUAUCCCCAGGUGGUCUCUCGUAGAUGGAUGGCCAGGCUGCUCCCGCGUUUCUGCUUUGGUCUGUUUUCCAAGAAGAUGGCGCCCCUGUGGGAUGAUGCUGCUGCCGCCUUGAAAUCCAUGAGUGAAAACCCCGAGGGAGAAAAGAUCGUCUCGGACCUUGCAUUCCAGUGGCUCCACGAGCGAGGACCCGGCGAAGCGGUUGCAGAGACGGACGAAGAAGACGAACCCGAGUACGGCCAUAGUCACUACUCCUGCUUCAACGCAGAGAGGAUUGGGGAUAUCUCUGCUAAAUAUUUCGAAAAUCCCGAGCAACCUGCAUCUUCAUUGUUGAUAGCCUUCGAAAAAGACCACACCUUUUCGGGUAUUAUUCCGGCUUCUCCUAGAACUCAAGCUUUGCGUGUACUCAAUGCUGUCCCGAACAUUGCGGAGAAGAGAUCGCGUGAUAUUAUCCCCUUGUUCCUGUCCUGGGGUCUGCGUGACGAGGAAGAUGUUCCGACCGGCACGGAUUCUAAGGAUUCCAAUGAGCCCUACGUCCCAUGGGGAUUCCACGACCGGCUGGCGUUCCUCGGUCUCCUUGGCCAGUUCAUUAACCCUCGAGUCUUGUACAAGGCACCCGAGGUCCACGAAGCUCUUUUGGGGCUUCUAUGCCACGGUAACUCGGAGAUUCAGAAGUCUGCACUCAAGGCUCUUUUCACUUGGAAGGCCUCGGGCAUCAAGCCCUACCAAGAAAAUCUCCUCAACAUCUUGGACGAGUCGCGAUUCAGAGAUGAACUCUCUGUUUUCGUUCGUGUUGGUGGUGAGGACAGUCUGAUCGAAGAAGAGCACAGGGCCGAGCUUCUACCAGUUCUCCUGCGGCUUUUGUAUGGUCGUAUGAUUUCAAAGGCCGGUGCAAGUAGCGGCCAGGCAGGUCAAGCUGGUCGCAGAAAGGCGAUUCUUAGGACACUAUCGCAGUUGCCCGACAAAGAGUUUGAAGUCUUUAUGCAUGUCUCUUUUGGACCUCUCGGCGAUCUUGCUCUCCUUAAGGAUGGCCAGAUCGACCAGCAGGUGUUCCAACAGGAACUCGUCGGCCCAAGGAGACAGACUGGUUUGCUCAAGAUGAUUGAAACAGUCUUUGAAACGCUUCAAAGCCGGAUGAUCCCCUAUGCAGAAAAGUCCAUUCAGGUCGUUCUCUACUGCCUCGUGCGGGCUUGCCGUGAGUUGGAAAAGGAGCAGACAGCGCCCGCUGCCGACUCCCAAGAAGGUCGGCUGUUUACAGUGCUGCGCAGUGUUCGUCAGAUGUGCAUACGAUGCCUUGACCUUAUCUUCUCCAUCUCGCCGGAUCGAGAUUGGUCGUCCUAUGUCAGCGUCAUAUUCGAGGAUGUGAUCAACCCUCGUCUGGAGAACUUUGCAAUUGAGACAGCCCAAGGCGUGUCGGGCCUUCUUCGACUGUUCCACACCUGGGCCUCUAGUCCUAGAUUGGCUUUCUACUUUGUCCGGUAUAACAAGGAUCUCCUAACGAAGGUUGUGGAUUGUAUUGGUGUGGACUCUGCGCGUGACGAAGUCAAGGUGUUCGUCAUGGACGAGAUCCUCGUGCCGCUCAUCAACCUCUCAACGGGCAAGGAGCUUGAAGAGCAGGAGAAGAUGAGCGAUAUCCCUGCCGAUGAAAUCCGCUCCGAAGUGUUGGCUCCUUAUAUUGAGCACACCCUGUCCCAUCUCAGUCGACUCCUGAAGCGUGGCCCCUCCAAGACCUUACUGGUUUCUGGUGUGCAGACUCUCUCUGUUCUGUCUCCAUGUGUCGAGUCUUCGCAAGAGACUUUCAGUCUUAUCAGCAUCACUACAUAUCUACUCCGCCAGCCUGCGGAUCGCGUGUCUCCCAGGACCAAGUCCGGUUUGCUCCGGACGUUGGAGCAUUUCUUGCCCUUAUUUGACCCAGAAGAGGACUCGAAUCUUUCCGACGAAGUGUUCGAGGCCGUCUCGUCGAUGUUUGACUACUUCAGGGACAACGCCAACCGCGAAAUCUUGUCUAGAGUCUUCUCGGCUUUCGCCCAACAUGAUGCGGACCUCGUCAAAGUUGCGAGUCUCUGUGAGGACUUGAACUCUAUCUCUACCAAGAAACUUGAGGUGGAUUAUGAACGCCGACUGCAGGCUUUCAGGGAGGUCAAUGAGAACCUGUGGGAGACGUUCAACGCCAAACAGUGGCGCGCUUUGCUGUACAACAUGCUUUACCAAGUCAAAGAUGAGGACGAACUUGCGAUCCGAUCCAGCGCCUCCUUCGGGUUGAAGCGGUUUAUGGAACGUGCCAUCCUACCUACUGCCAAUGAUGUAGAGGAAUUUGAACCUCUGGUAACGGGAGUUUUGUUCCCUGCUCUGCAGGGUGGCAUGCGCCACAAGUCUGAGCUUAUUAGAGCCGAAUUUGUGUCCGCACUCGGAUACUUCAUCAAGCUGAACCCAACCCGACCUACCGUGCAGGACAUGUCCGGACUUCUUGUCGGUGACGAUGAGGAGGCUUCGUUCUUUAGUAAUAUUCUUCACAUUCAGCAGCAUCGUCGUCUUCGAGCCUUGCGCCGUCUGGCCAGCGAAGCCGCGAGUGGAAAUCUCCAGGCGUCUAACAUCAGCACGAUUUUCAUCCCUCUCAAUGAGCAUUUUGCAUUUGAUGAGGAAGCUGAAGAGGCCGACCACAACCUCAUCGCAGAGGCUGUGACAACCAUCGGGACUCUUGCCGAAUGGUUGGACUGGAAUCAAUUCAGGGCCAUCUUCCGGCGGUAUCGUGGCUACAUGCAGAGCAAGUCUGAAAUGGAGAAGAACAUUCUGAGGCUCCUGGGCAAGAUGUCCGAUUCUUUGACCAACGCCAUGAACCAGUCCGCCGCCAUCAAGGCGGCAGCGAAGGAUGGAAUGGAUGGGCUUGAGACUCCCGCGCCCACUUCCACGCUUGCUCGAUCCUUGCCGUCUCCGGCAAAGGUUGCGACUGAGUUAACAACCAACUUCAUCCCUCAGCUGACCCACUUCAUCCACCACAAGAAUGAGGCGCAGAUGAGUCUCCGGUUGCCUGCUGCUGUCACCACCAUCAAGCUUUUGAAGCUGUUGCCUGAGCUGGAUAUGUCCAUUCGUUUGCCGCCAGUUCUUUUGGAUGUUUGCAGUACUCUCAAGAGUAAAUCCCAGGAUGCACGAGACACUGCGAGGAAGACCCUGAACGAUAUUGCCCUUCUCCUGGGCCCAUCUUACUUUGGCUAUAUCUUGAAGGAGCUUCGGACCACCCUGACCAAGGGUUACCAACUCCACGUGCUUUCGUUCACAGUGCACUCGAUGCUCGUGACGACAACCGAUGACUUCAAGCACGGAGAUCUGGAUUACUGCUUGACGGACCUGAGCUCGAUCGUCAUGGAUGACACUUUCGGAACCGUCGGCCAGGAGAAGGAAGCCGAGGACUAUGUCAGCAAAAUGAAGGAGGUCAAGAGCAGCAAGAGUUACGACUCCAUGGAACUUCUAGCAAAGAACUCUACUGUCUCGAAUCUGGCCAACCUGGUCCGUCCACUGCAGUCACUUCUGCGGGAAAAGCUCAACCAAAACAUCGUGAGAAAGGUCGACGAGCUCUUGCGGCGAAUUGGAGUCGGUCUUUUGAGAAACCCUGGUGUGGAGAGCCGGGAUAUCAUGGUUUUCUGCUACGAAGUCAUCCAAGAGACGUACAAGCAGCCGGCCCAGGUCAAUGGAAAGGUAGUCAGGACUGCUCAGGAGAAGAAUUUGCUUAUCAACCUUCACGGCUCCAAGCGCAGUGACAAGAAGGGCACUACUACUUCUUACAUCCACAAGUUGACGCGCUUCUCUCUUGACGUCCUGCGCUCAAUUCUCAGCAAGUUUAACUCCCUGCUUACUCCAGCCAAUCUGGCGGGAUUCAUUCCUAUCAUUGGCGAUUCGGUGGUCCAGGCCCACGAGGAAGUCAAGAUCGCAGCUCUACGUUUGUUGUCGACAAUCGUCAAGCUGCCCCUUCCGGAGCUUGACAGCAACGCCCACGUCUAUUUCACCGAAGCGGUGAAGGUGAUCAAGGAGGCCCCAAGUACGAACACAGAAGCAGCGCAGGCGUCUUUGAAACUGGUCUCGGCCAUGCUCCGUGAGAGGAAGAGUGCUAAGCUUAGAGAUGGACAUCUUGCCUACCUCCUUCAGCGCCUCACUUCCGACAUCGAAGAGCCGGAUCGUCAAGGUGUCACCUUCAACUUCAUUCGGGCCGUCAUGGCAAGGAAGUUCGUGGUCCCCGAAAUGUACGAGUUGAUGGACCACAUUGCUAGCAUGAUGGUCACGAACCAGACACGCUCUGCGCGAGACCUGGCGCGCGGCACGUACAUCCAUUUCCUGAUCGAAUACCCGCAAGCCAAGAACCGGUGGACGAAGCAACUCGGCUUCUUGGCCAAGAACCUGGAGUACAAGCACCAGUCGGGUCGCCAAUCGGUCAUGGAAGCCAUCAACAUGCUGCUGGCCAAGACCGGAGACGAGCUGGCCCAGGACAUUGUCAGCACAUUCUUCCUGCCAGUGGUCAUCGUCAUGUCGAAUGACGAUGCGCCCGAAUGCCGGGAAAUGGCCGGAACCUUGCUGGGAGAGCUCUACACUCGGGCUGACAGAGAGCAGAUGAAGUCCAUGCUCACUCCUCUUCACUCUUGGCUUGAGCAAACGGAUAACAUGCUUCUGACCAGUACCGGACUCCAGGCCAUGAGGAUCUAUUUCGAGGUUGAAGCCACCGAAAAGGACAAGGAAGCUCGGUUCGUCGUGGACGUUCUUCCGAGCCUCAUGCACCCUGUUCUCAAGGAUGACGACACCGACAACUGGCAAACGCUCUACUACUCCCUCCAGCUGUUCUCCAAACUUUCCAAGACCGUCCCUUCGGUUGCGUUGGUGAAGGAACGUUCCCGGACCUGGGCGGCUAUUCGCGAAUGCCUCUUCUACCCCCAUGCCUGGGUCAAGACCUGCGCAUCCAACCUCGUCGGUACCUGGCUUGCGGAUCUGGCCAAGCACAACGCAGCUGGUGGCUACAGCGCUAUCCCGUUGGCCGGUUCCACGGGAUUGGAUCUCGAGAAGGACGCCAUGCUCCAGCUGAUCCGUGCCAGUGUCCGCUGCCUCCGCACCCCCGCCGUCAGUGAGGAGCUGGCUAUGCAGAGCGUUCGCAACACCAUCUUCCUUGGUCGGUGCUGCGCUCAGAACGGCCUUGAGUUCCCCAAAACGGGGAGCAAGGAUGCCGAAUCGGACGCCAGCGACAGCGAGGACGAGGACCAAGGUGAACGUCCCGCGGGAUCGAACAAGUCCGCCAUUCAUUACAUCUUCCAGCAGACGUCUUCCAUUCUCCGUCGGGAAGUUCUGACCACGCGGGCACCGUCUUUGAUCCCCAAGAACGCUGCCAUCGGUCUCUUGGCCUCGCUCUGCCGGCAUCUGGAGGUCGAACACAUCACUAACUCCCUGCCCGUCAUCCUCCUUCCCCUCCUGCACAUGACGGAUACCUCCAUCCCUGCGCCUCGCUCGUCGGACGAAGCCUUCCGCGAGUCGUACAAGGGCCUUGUCUCCAACUGCCACGAGGUCCUCGACAUCCUCCAGAAGAAGCUGGGUACCACCGAAUACGUCAAGUACAUGUCUCAAGUCCAAGACACCAUCAAGCAGCGACGUGAGGGUAGACGAGUCAAGAGACGCAUCGAAGCCGUCACCGAACCGGAGAGAUACGAGCAAGACAAGAAGCGGAGGAACGACCGCAAGCGCGAGAAGAGAAAGGAGAAGGGCGCCGAGCACCGUGGCAGAAGACAGGGCUGGUAG